AUGGCCGACCCCUUCGAAGUGCGCAUGCGCUUCACAUCUCAGCUCCAGCACCUCAACGCCAGCACCUCGUCCGCCCUCAAAGCCGCCAACUACGCCCUUCGCUACCACGAAUUCAGCGACGACCUCCACUCUUGCAUACUCGAACAGCUCGAGCGCAACAACAUGAACAACCGCGCGAACAUAAUGUACUUCUUGCCUGCACUCUGUGACACCGCAAAAUCCCAAGGCGACCUUCAAUACGUGCGCAUGAUGGAGCGGGACAUUUUGCGAAUCAUUGAUCUCGUUGCGCCGGAUGAUGGAAGCGGCGCGGCGAACGUGAAAGUCGUGAGGAAGGUGCUGCAGCAGUUGCAAGGAAAGAGCUUUUUGCAGCCGCAGACCGUGACGGAGCUGGAGGAGUGCAUUGCGGGGAGGGACAACGUACCCGGCGGACAGUCAAGUCCGACAAAAGAUGCAGCUAUGCCGGAUGCUGUGAGGAAAACGCCAAUCUCGGCUGGCCGAGACUCGGGAAUGUUCUACAAUACGGGUGUCAGACUUGAUAAGAGACAGAUCGAGCAGCGCAUUGAGGAGGAUCGGGAGCGCCACAAGAGGGCUAGGGAGGGCAUGUGGGCAGUGCAGCAGAAUGAUCAGAACUUGGCGCAAGAUGUGGAGUUCGAGAGGACGUUUGAUGCUGGGAGUGACGUGGAUACGGACGAUUAUCGAGAGGCUAAGGAGGAGGCGGAGGAGAGGAGGAAGCAUUUGGAGUUUGAUGAUUAUUGA
Fulvia fulva is the source of this 756-nucleotide messenger RNA. Its product is annotated as CTD kinase subunit gamma. Gene Ontology annotation, biological process: positive regulation of DNA-templated transcription, elongation; positive regulation of transcription by RNA polymerase I. The transcript has a single exon. NCBI's taxonomy places the organism in Eukaryota, Fungi, Ascomycota, Dothideomycetes, Mycosphaerellales, Mycosphaerellaceae. Gene Ontology annotation, cellular component: CTDK-1 complex. The record is from RefSeq and is a predicted model, not a curated record. Bases 1 to 756 code for a protein of 251 amino acids.